This is a messenger RNA of Saprolegnia parasitica CBS 223.65, 943 nucleotides long. Its product is annotated as TKL protein kinase. NCBI's taxonomy places the organism in Eukaryota, Oomycota, Saprolegniomycetes, Saprolegniales, Saprolegniaceae. The transcript is spliced from 3 exons. The coding region runs from base 47 to 943 and encodes 298 amino acids. Gene Ontology annotation, molecular function: ATP binding; protein kinase activity. The record is from RefSeq and is a predicted model, not a curated record. Gene Ontology annotation, biological process: protein phosphorylation.
ACCCCUCUCGUUGGCCAUCGAACGUGGUCACACGCAAAUCGCCGACAUGAUCUUUCGCCACAAGCAGCGUCCUGUGGACGAGAUCACGCUGGCGGAUGUCCAAGACGUUUGUUCUCACCUCGGCGCUGGAGGCAAUGGCAACGUCUCCAAGGGCUCGUACCACGGGCGAUUUGUCGCUGUCAAGCGCCCCAACAGUGCUGCGCAUGUCCAGUCGUUCCGAACCGAGAUCAACGCGAUGCUCACGUGUGCGUCACCGUACUUGGUGGAGCUCUUGGCGAUCGCCGACCGCCACUCAAAGACACCGGCGCUCGUUCUCGAGUACAUGGACGGGGGCAAUCUGCGCACGUAUCUCGAUAAGAAGAAGUCCGGCGAGAAAAUGUCUCUGAACAUGACCAAGCUCGAGGUGGCUUGGGUCGUUGCCAACGCGCUGCGCGAUCUGCACUCCAUGGGAUUUGCCCACGGCGAUAUCAAGAGCCUCAACGUGCUCGUCAGUAGCAUGGGCUACAUCAAGGUCGGCGACUUGGGCACGGCCCGGGAACGCGCGACGAUUUCGACGGCGGUGCCAGGGACACUCUACUGGACCGCGCCCGAGGCGCUCCGCACCGAUAUUCCGGGGCGCUACGGUAUGGAAGCCGACGUCUAUGCCUUUGGAGUGCUCCUCACGGAGCUCGACACGCUCGAACUGCCGUACUACGACCAGCUUUCCAUGACGCAUCAUGCGUUUGUGAACGGCGUUCUCGAUGGCUCCGUCCGACCGACGCUCCGCAAGAACUGCGAGCCUUGGUACCAGCAACUGACGGAGCAGUGUCUCUUGGCGAAUCCCAAUGCGCGCCCGACGGCCGCCAAGAUUGUCGAAGUCUUGCAGACGCACGUAGCCGCGGCGGUGGCGAGCAAGGAUGUAUGCACCUGCUCCUCUCCAGUACAUAUACGUACAUCCAUGUGA